Molecule: messenger RNA, 4137 nt
Organism: Xyrichtys novacula (pearly razorfish)
Lineage: Eukaryota; Metazoa; Chordata; Actinopteri; Labriformes; Labridae
Source: the annotation of a GenBank genome assembly
CCUUUUAGCAUGUAUUUGCUCUGUAACAUGAACAUGUGUGCGUGUUUGUGGUCGGUCACAUUUCCUGUUCCGACAAAGUUAGUUUGAUACUGAAAGCAUUUUGUCCUCUCAGACUACUGCUGCUUUGAUAAAACACUGUGUACCAAGACGUUUGUGUAAUCACCGCAACAGCGACGGUAAGACAUUUACUGAAAUAACAGAAUAUGUCUCACUUAAUUAUAGUUAAAUUUAGUAGCCUAAUCAACCUGUCAGAUAAUUAAAUUGUCAAACAGCCUGAUGUUCCUGCUAAACUUUCACAUCUUGUAUCGUAAAUACCUCGCUGAAAAAUGUAUUUAUGGCAUAGAUGAGUGUAAAAAACAGAAAUUUAACUCCUGUUUUUUUUUACUUAAUCAUUUUGCCUUAUUAUAGAUUUAUAAGUAAGCAUUAAGUAAGAAAUGAACAGGUAGUAUGAGGCCAUGGCAGCAAAAAGAUGCAAUCCUUUAACAAAGUAUUAGUACAGAGUUGCAAACACGUUAUGUUUAUAUCUUUUGGCCUAAUCAGGGCUGUCCCUAUACACCAGUAUUUACGGUAACUGCCUCUUAAAAAUAUUGAACAUUGAAUAUUCAUAUCGUACUGAAAAUCAGCAAACAGUAAUACUGUGAGUCCAUAACUUAUAUAAAAAAAGAUGAAACGAUGAAGGAGAAGCAGAAGACCUCCAGUAAACCGGCUCAAAGCAGCUCUCAAAGAGAUGAAUCAGCACUUUCAGAAAGUGAAAGUCCAAGAUUUGCAAUGUUGGAGUUUUGGGAUUUGCCACUUCGAUUACUAAAUAAAGUGACAUUUAUACUUUUCUAACCGUUCAUUCAGUUCUGAGUCGUAUGAUCUACCAGUGGAGGAUUUAUUUCAAAAUAAAAGUAUACUUAAACGGUGUGAGAGAUAAACGCAAGAAAGGAAAAAUCAACCUUUUUUAUGAGGCUGUAAAUUUACUGUUUUUAUAGUUAAGUUGCCUUUUUUCAUUUUACUCUCUCAGUAUGUUUACACGCACAGUUACUCUGAGCUCAGUAAGGGUAUUUAAUUGGACUAGUAUCUUUGUCCCAGUUUACACACACCGGACAAAAAUGGAAUUAUUGACAGAAACCUCUUCCACAACAGACAAAACCUAUUGAACGAUGACAAUACUCUCACUUUUACGGCUCUUUACUUUUCUUUUUUUAACGGUCUGACCAGAUUUGGUUUACUACCUGGCUUCCUAGCAAAACCUUGAUGCAAUUCAACUUCAGCACAAACACUGGUGCACUCUCAGAAAGCUGAGGCCAGUUUCAUCGUAUUUUUAUAUAUGACAGAGAAAAACGAUAUCCAGGUUUUGAGAGGUUUAAAUUAGUGAGCUUUCAGUGUUUGUUUUUAAAGGUCCAGUUUUAGUCGGACUGGGGCAAUUAAUCAAUAUUUUCGAUCUGACUGUGUUGUUUUAUAUCUCGAAUUUUCCAAAAUAUUACAAUAAUAUUGUUAUUGGGGUAUUUUAGGACCAAUUAUAAGGUGAAAAUCAGAUGAAAGCCACAACUGGAACACUCUGUCUCAGGAUCGUCACAGAACUUUAACUUUUAAGGAACUUAAAUGAGGUAGCAAAAAAGAAAAGUAGUUUCCUAGUAGUUAGCCCUGAUAGUGAAGUGCAAACUACCCUGACAUCAACCUGAUAAAGAGUCACAGCUUUUACACACAAGAGGCUGCUCAGUGUUGAUUAAUAAUAAAUAAAAUAUACUCUCUCGUUCCUUCAGUGAUCAGAAAUGCAGGCUGCUACUCUGAUCCUGGACACCCUGGAUGAGCUGGGCACUGAUGAGUUCAAGAGGUUUCGUUGGAACCUGAGUCAGCCGGUGUUGAGCGGAUGUCAGCCCCUUCGUAAAGGCUACCUGGAGAAUGCAGACCGGCAAGACACCGUCAGCAAAAUGAUUGACAGCUACAGUGAAAGUAUGGCCGUGAACCUGACUGUGGAAAUCCUGCAGAGGAUGAACUUAAACAACACAGCAGAGAAGUUAAGGAGAGCAUAUUCAGGUGGGUAACCUCAUAAAGUGUGAUCUUAUUCUGGUGUUUGGAUUUUUGCUUAGUGCUGAAAAUGUCCCUUUUUUAAUGAGAGUUUAUGGUUCAAUUCUUUCUCCCUUCAACAGGAGGAUCAGCAGGAACAGCAGGGCAAACCCAACCUUCCCUCCCCUCCUGCCCUGCUGGAGGCGUUGUUGUUGCACCGAAUAUUCAAGGCACCAGCGCUGGAACAAUUAAUUUGAACAUCAACACAAAUAAAUGAUCCUGGAGUGAUGAUGAAUGGUUUUAAACCUCUUUACAAAAUGAAAUAAACUGCUGGUGUUUUCCCGCUAAAAAUAGUAUUGACCAUUUUAAUAUGUGUUUCUUUUGUUUUUAUUGAGUCAAAUUUCAAGGCCUUUUCUAUAUGCAGAGCUGCCAAGUAUCACGUUUUGAGUGUGACAGUCAUGUAAUUUGACCCACUCUCACACCACACGCCACACUUGACAUUUCUCCAGCUUAUUUUCUCCCAUUCAAUACUCUGAAUUAAUUUUUUCAUGAUAAUAAACUUGGCUAAACUAAUCCCAGACCAAUCCAUCAGUCCUUUGUGCUUAAAUCCAACCAACCACAGAAUGCACCACGCAAUAUAAACCAAUCAGAAGCAACGUAAGGCAGGUCUUGGCGUCUCUAACUAUCUUUCACACACAACAGCGCCAACAUUUAAAACCUAGUUUCCAGUUUCUGGUUAAUUAGGACUAGCAUUAGGAGGCCACAGUGCAGAGAGAGCAGUUGGCGUGGAGAUGAGGACAUCAGUCUGAAGGUAUAAAUCGACGUUCACAUCAUAACGCCCAAGUCUCACUCUUGUCAUUUUCUGAAACCUGGCAACCCUGCUAUUUUACCCAACUUAAAAUCUUUUGUAGUCUUUUGGUUUGAAAGUCUGCAAAUUUAUUGUGUAAUGCAGUUUUUGGAGUUGGUGGUGACCAAAACAGAGCAAAAGGAAGAGUACAGACUAAUCCAAUAGCCCAAACACAGAAAAUGGAUUAGAUUAGAUUAGAUUAGAUUAGAUACUUUUUUAUUCAUCCUUUCGGGAAGGUUCCCUUAAGAAAAUUAAAAGUGAUUAAAAUAUGACUUAAAGUCAGUGAAUGUCGUUUUUUCCCCAAAAAAACUUCAAAUUAUCAAUGUGUUAUAAACAUAGACUGUAUAUAGAAUGGACAGCGUCUGCCUCCUUGCUCGGUGAGGCCACCCUGUGAACAGCACCCUCUGUUGACGGGCUGCACUAUAGGUCAUAAAUCCCACCUCCUCCAGCAAAGUUUAUGGAGCUGUGGACAAACUUUAGAAAUUUUCACACAGAAUAUAAAAUUUUCUCCCCCCGGUUGCAAUGUUGACAUGUAGUUAUUGUAAGACUGGUUUGUGCUUAAGUCCUCUUUUUUUUUAUGUACAGCUCCAUUUUUAAAAGUUAUUAGGGGGUUCAUGUUUUCUAUGAUUGACACUUGAUACAGCCAAUGGGCGUAUGAAGAUUGAGGAAAUAACUGCCUACACUUGAAACAGCACAAACACAUAAACUAGGUAAAAAAAAUAAAAUAAAAAAUAAUAACAGGGGGUGACAUUUUAAGAAAUAGGAUUAAAUUUAAAAAGCAAAAACAAACAAAAAAGCAAGCGACUGAUAAAUAGCUCAGUUAUGUAAGCUCAGAUAGCUCAGUUUAAUAACACAUCUCUGGCGCACACAAUCGCAGAUGUAACAACAAAGCUCUCAGAAAUAUGUUGGUAAACGAAUAUUACCCAAGCCCAAUUAAAAGGAUGUGUAUUUCAAAGCAAUUUGAUUUCGAUAAGAUUAAAAAGAAAAAGACGAAGAGCUGCUACUUUUUUGUAAAUCCUUAAAACUUGUUACAGACAAGAAAGCCCUACGCCUAUUUUCCUCACUAGAAAUGUUUAAAUUGAUAUAGAAUGGCCUCUAACAUUGAAAUUGUGUUGUUGUUUUUGUCUCUUUUGAUGUUAUUCAUGCUCAAUCUAAGGCAAAUAUUCUAUAAUUUUCUUUUAUGAUAAAUAAGUGCCUUGUUUGUGUGUUUAUAAUUCAAUAAAAAAAAUAAAAAUUAAAAAAACAUGGCAACCCGGAGAUUUCGUCCGACGUGGAGGGUCAGGGGCAGUCACGUGAAC